Abrus precatorius (Indian licorice) is the source of this 3399-nucleotide messenger RNA. RefSeq names its product probable LRR receptor-like serine/threonine-protein kinase At2g16250. The transcript is spliced from 5 exons. Bases 181 to 2886 code for a protein of 901 amino acids. Gene Ontology annotation, biological process: hormone-mediated signaling pathway; protein phosphorylation. Gene Ontology annotation, molecular function: ATP binding; protein binding; protein kinase activity. Gene Ontology annotation, cellular component: plasma membrane. The record is from RefSeq and is a predicted model, not a curated record. Lineage: Eukaryota; Viridiplantae; Streptophyta; Magnoliopsida; Fabales; Fabaceae.
GAGAGAGAGAGAGAGAGAGAGGGAGUAGGUAGAGGCUCGGAUAGAGAAGAAGGGUAAGCACAAAAAGCGAUACAGAUUUGUCAUCAAACUCUGAAGAAAGAACAAAACAGAAGCUUUGUGAUUCUGAGUACAGACAGACAUUUGAGAAUGGAUGGAUCUUUGGGUGAGAGGUGAUAAGAGAUGGGCAUAGUGUGGUUUGGGCUGUUGUUCUUGCUGCUGAGUCAGGUGACAUUGGAGCAGAUUGAGCCACUGAGUUCAGCGAGUGAGCGAGAAGCACUGCUCCAACUGAGGGCUUCUCUGGGGUUGAGGAGCAAGGAAUGGCCAAGAAAGCCAGACCCAUGUUUAAUCUGGGAGGGCAUCGCUUGUCAGAAUGGUCGAGUUGUUAAGAUCAAUAUCUCUGGUUUCAGAAGAACCCGUCUUGGGAGGAGAAACCCACAGUUUGCAGUGGAUGCUUUGGCCAAUCUCACUCUCUUGCAGACCUUCAAUGCCUCCAAUUUCCUCCUCCCUGGUCCUAUUCCUGAUUGGUUUGGUCUUAGACUCCCUUCACUUAGAGUGCUUGAUCUUCGUUCUUGCUCCAUUGUUAGUGCUAUUCCUUCUACUCUUGGCAAUUUAACCAACCUCACUAGUCUUUAUCUUUCUGACAACAAACUCACUGGGACUGUUCCUGAUAGUUUGGGUCAACUCUUGGCCCUCUCCGUUCUUGAUCUUUCCGGGAAUUCUCUUUCAGGCUUCAUACCAACCUCUUUUGCCUUUCUUGCAAAUCUUUCUUCCCUCGACAUGUCUGAGAAUUUUUUGUCUGGGCCGAUUCCACCCGGCAUAGGGACCCUCUCCAGGUUACAAUACUUGAAUCUUUCUAGCAAUGACCUCACUUCUUUGCCUUCCCAAUUGGGGGGUCUUACUAGCUUAGUUGAUCUUGAUCUUAGUGAGAAUUCUUUCUCUGGUGGACUUCCUCCGGCUUGGAAUGGGUUCAGGAACUUGCGUAGAAUGGUGCUUGCAAAGAGUAUGCUCAAUGGACCUCUGCCCAGGAACUUGUUUACUGCUUCAUUGCAGUUGCAGUCCCUAGUGCUGAGGCAAAACAAUUUCACUGGUUCUUUGCCUGUUGAGCUGUGGUCUCUGCCAAGUUUGACCUUGGUCGACGUGUCUGCCAACAAUUUUAGCAGUCUGCUUCCUAAUUCUAGUUCAGCUGCUAAUGCUACUGUUUUGGUGCUCAAUAUUUCUCAUAAUCGGUUUUAUGGAGGCCUCAGUCCUUUGCUCAGAAGGUUUGGUUUUGUGGAUCUUUCAAACAAUUAUUUUGAGGGCAAGGUUCUGGAUUUCAUGCAUAAUGUAUCACUAAACAGCAACUGCCUCCAAAAUGUGACAAAUCAGAGGACACCGGUGGAAUGUGCAUCGUUUUAUGCGGCAAGAGGCCUCAGUUUUGAUAAUUUUGGACAGCCAAAUACGACAAAACCUCCUGUAACGGAUAACUCUGGGAAGAGCAAUAAAAUUAAGAUUAUAUUGGCAGCAGUCUUGGGUGGGGUGGGUUUAAUUGCACUUUUGGUGUUGCUACUGGUACUGUUGCUUCUAUGUGCUCGUAAGAGAGGCAAUUCAAGUCAUAGGGGAAAUGGUGUGGGUCCUGCUCCUGCUGGCGCCAGUCCUCCAAAUCCUGCUGUAUCAACUAACUUUCCAAAUGUAGGAGACUCUUUUACAUAUCAUCAGUUGCUCCAGGCAACAGGAGAUUUCAAUGAUGCAAAUCUUAUCAAACAUGGCCACACUGGGGAUUUCUUCUAUGGUGUUUUGGAAAGUGGGAUUCCUAUCGUAAUCAAAAGGAUUGACACGCGUUCAACUAAAAAGGAAGCUUACCUGUCAGAAUUGGACUUUUUCAAUAAGGCUUCUCAUCAAAGAUUUGUACCCCUGUUAGGUCAUUGCUUAGAAAAUGAGAAUGAAAAGUUCCUGGUUUAUAAACACAUGCCAAAUGGGGACUUGUCUAAUUGCUUGUACUACAAAAAUACUACAUCUGAUGAUGGUAGUUUGCAGUCAUUGGACUGGAUAACUAGGUUAAAAAUUGCUACCGGAGCAGCAGAGGCUCUAUCAUAUCUGCAUCAUGAAUGUGUUCCACCCAUUGUUCACAGAGAUAUUCAAGCGAGUAGUAUACUUCUAGAUGACAAAUAUGAAGUUCGAUUAGGGAGUCUAAGUGAAGCUUGCAUUCAAGAAGGUGAUACACAUCAAAGUAAAAUCACCCGGUUUCUGCGGUUGCCUCAGUCCUCUGAGCAAGGCACAUCUGGUUCAUCAACAUCAGUUUGUGCCUACGACGUCUUUUGCUUUGGGAAAGUGUUACUUGAGCUGGUGACCGGUAAGCUGGGAAUCAGUGCAUCCAGUGACAGUGAAGUAAAGGAAUGGUUCGAUCAGAUUCUUCCUUGCAUUAGUAUGUAUGACAAGGAGCUUGUGACAAAAAUUGUUGACCCAUCUAUGGUUGUUGAUGAGGAUUUCUUAGAGGAAGUAUGGGCUAUAGCCAUUGUUGCCAGGUCCUGCCUAAAUCCAAAACCUUCAAGAAGACCCCCAAUGAGAUAUAUUCUCAAGGCUUUGGAAAACCCUUUAAAAGUUGUGAGGGAAGAAAAUUCCAGUUCCGCACGGCUUAGAGCAACCUCUUCAAGAGGCUCUUGGAAUGCUACUCUGUUUGGCAGUUGGCGUCAGAGUUCAUCUGAUGUAGCAGCAACUCCAGCAGCAGCCUCUGGUCCAAAAUUAGAAGGAACUAGUAGUUUAAAGCUUUCAGAAACUACCGGCUCGCAGUCACAGGGUAGCUUCCACAAUGGAGGGGGUGAUGUUUCAUCAUCUAGGAGACGUCAUUCAAAGGAGAUAUUCCCAGAGCCAUCAGUCUCACAUGAGGUGGAGAGGUUGGACUUGGAAUAGAGACUUGAGUCUUAAAUUUAAUUCUUUUGAUAGUGAUACUGCUCUUUCUUCUUCUUGUUCCCUAAUACCCUUGUGCUCUUAUUGGUUUGGGCAUUUCUUGGGUAUUUGGUAGUUGAAAAUGGUCAUUGUACAUGUCAGCAGACAAAGCGGCACUCAAUUCCUUAACAACAUGAUGAAACCUUUCAAAGGGGGUGAUUUUAUUUCUUUUUCAGUGGUUUUGGACACUAAAACUGGUGGAGUGGAGAGAUAGAUAUAGAGAACAAGAUGGCCAAGUGCUGUGGUAGAUAUGGAUACUUCUUUGACUGCUUGUUUUGGACAAGAACAAGCCCCAUUUUUUCACCUGUAAUUGAUUUUUUUUUACCCUUUGUUCACCCUUUGUUCCCUAGUCCUCUAAUGGAACGUAAAUUUUAAUGUGUAAGAUUUCUUCAUUCAGAUCAUAUUUGUUUUUAUUCUGGAAGACAGCAUCAAAGUUUGAAAGAAUGAAAAAACAGAAUAUACUGAGUCUUUUGGCCG